Xenopus laevis (African clawed frog) is the source of this 2263-nucleotide messenger RNA. RefSeq names its product phosphatidylinositol transfer protein cytoplasmic 1 like S homeolog (gene pitpnc1l.S). Bases 103 to 1026 code for a protein of 307 amino acids. The transcript is spliced from 10 exons. The record is from RefSeq and is a predicted model, not a curated record. Lineage: Eukaryota; Metazoa; Chordata; Amphibia; Anura; Pipidae.
GGAGGGGAGAGAGGCAGAACCCACAGUGCAAGGUGAGAGAAGAAGCAGCAGCAGUGCACAAGCUAAAGUUUUCCCUGAGUGCAGCGCCAGUGCCGGGCCGCGAUGUUGCUGAAGGAAUACCGCAUCUGUAUGCCCCUCACUGUGGAGGAGUACAGGAUUGGGCAGCUUUACAUGAUCAGCAAACACAGCCAUGAACAGAGUUCUGAUGGAGAGGGUGUAGAAGUCAUCAUUAAUGAGCCCUAUGAAAGUGCUGUCCACGGGGAAGGACAAUACACUGAAAAACGAGUCUACCUAAACAGAAAGCUGCCAGCCUGGAUACGAGGCUUUAUUCCAAAGAUAUUCUACAUCACGGAAAAGGCCUGGAACUAUUAUCCUUACACAGUUACAGAAUAUACAUGUUCGUUUCUGCCAAAAUUUCAGAUUCGAAUAGAAACUAAAUUUGAGAAUAACAAUGGAUGCAAUGCCCAGGUGUUUAGAGACAAGCCCACCCCAGAGGAAGAUGUUUGCUUCAUAGAUAUUGCUACCGAUGACAUCACAGAAGGAUAUUACAAGAAGUCAGAAGAUCUCCGCAGUUUCCAUUCAGCGAAGACAGGUCGAGGGCCACUGCUAGAUAAUUGGAGAGAGACCUCAGAACCCAUUAUGUGCUCCUAUAAGCUGGUGGCAGCCAAAUUUGAGGUUUAUGGGUUUCAGUCUAGGGUAGAAGGCUUUGUCCAUAAGAAUAUCAGAGACAUUUUACUUGCAGGACACAGGCAGGCAGUCGCCUGGAUGGAUGAAUGGUAUGGAAUGUCUUUGGAGGAUGUGAGAAAAUUUGAGAGAAAACUUCAGGAGGAGACAAAUUGCAAAGUGAAUUGUCAGAAGAAAACCCAAGAUUCCAAGAAUGACGCUAAGCUGAACAAUGGCGGUGGAAGACAUUCAAUCAGCCGCUCUACGUCAUGGAACAAUGGAACGGAGCCAUGUUCUUAUUCAGCAACCAAUGGACCAGCAGACAUAAAGCCACGUCACAGAUUGCCUUCAGCCCCUGAAUAGUGUUUGUCAUGAACUGAAAUGUUCAGAAAUGUCAAAGGAAAUGUCAUUGGUGAAGACACCGUCGUCUUCACAAUUUACAAAAAUGUCGGCAUUACAUGGUCGAUGAGAUAUGUUCUGUGGUUUACCUUCUGCAUAGCAAAGUAACUUUCUCCCAAAAUGAGAGGACCAAAGGACUUGCCAAUGUAUAGAUAUAUUUAUGGUAAGAAAGAGUAUACGGUGCAAUUAUAUACUGGAGGUGUGGAGAAUACCUAUUGGGUUGAUAUCUAGAACUAAAACUUUUUUUUUUUCUAGAUCAAGCAAAUAGUUUCUGGAAUGAUUAGAGAAAAGAUAAGGGUCAGGUGUAGCGUUAGGUUUGGAGAUGGACCAUGAGCUGUUCUCAUUUGCAUGCCACUACCCAGAAUCCCUGGUCGUAGUAGAAGCUCUCGUUUGCUGUGGCAAAGCAAGAUGUCCCUAAGAGACAGGACAAUCCUUCUUAGCAGUACUUAUUAUGGUGGAGGGUUUGUAAUCCUUUAUUGUACGUUGUAUAUACUGUAUGUAUCUAUCUGAAAUGUCAUCUUCAGUAAUGACACAAGUAUCUGUGGACAGUCGGACAGCCGAAAACUGAAAAUGUAGGCCUUCAAAAGAGCACAACUUUAGCGGGUGGUUAUAUUAGUUGGUAUAUAAAUAUAUAUAGAAUCUGGUGCACAAUGAUGAUAAUCUUUGUGGAACUUUACAGUCAAUGGGGCUCUACUAAUAUGAUGUCAGCAAAUGUGUAUUUGUGUGUACAAAUAAAUAGCUCAAGGGAAGACAGAACACUCACACGAGUCGCGUGUAAGUGUUGCAAAAGGAAAACCUCCACACUCCUGGGCCUUAGUGGAACAAUGCUUUCCUUGUUAUUGUAUUGUUCACUUCCCUGCACUGAAGCACUGGUAUUCCGGAACCUCCUAUACAGCACAUUUAUUAAGCUUCAGCUGCCAAUAUCGGUGCACACAAGCUUCAGUAGUGCCUGUGGGUUUGGGUCCAUGUUGACUCCAACAUAGGUGCAAUAAUUAUAGAGUACGUUCAACAAGGUUUGGCCAGUAUGCUAAUAAUGCAUGCUCCACCUAUGCACAACUACAAAUCAUACCCAAAAUGCUCAUUAAACCUCAUUGAAAGAAUAUUGGGUGUUAAUAUACCACCUUAGAACACUUUCGGGGGAAUGUAAUAAAAAUCGCUAACGGAAAAACUAUUCGCAAUGCGAAAAGUUAUGCCUUUGCGC